This is a messenger RNA of Meloidogyne enterolobii, 162 nucleotides long. The record is from the annotation of a GenBank genome assembly. Lineage: Eukaryota; Metazoa; Nematoda; Chromadorea; Rhabditida; Meloidogynidae.
UCGGAGAUGAAGGAGGGAGAGAAAGGGGAAAAUAAAAAAUAUUUAAAUUUCUUUUUUAGUUCAUUUUUAGAUGAUGUUCAUAAAAUUUAUUUAUUUUUGGGUUCUCUCUUAAAUAAAUUCGAAAAUUGGAAAAAAUCGUCAAAAAAUUUAAUUCAAAAAUAA